Molecule: messenger RNA, 390 nt
Organism: Penicillium brasilianum
Lineage: Eukaryota; Fungi; Ascomycota; Eurotiomycetes; Eurotiales; Aspergillaceae
Source: the annotation of a GenBank genome assembly
AUGUCAUCUCACUCAUACAAGGCAACCCACGGCUCCGGCCAGUCGAGCGUUGGCAACAGCCAGAUUUACGAGGCCGGUGAUCAGCGUAACGAGCCCCAGUCCGUCAUUAACGAGCGCGAGCGUUACAAGGAAGGUGUCAAGGGGAGCCACAAGAACCUUGACUCCAAGGAUGAGCGCUCCAUCGCCAAUAGGCUCGCUUCCCAGGGCAACAAGCCCGAUUCCUCGCACCAUCACAACAAUGUCUCCAACCCGGAGGCUGAGCUGAGCAAGCAGGAUCCCACAAAGCCGGCCAAGAUGCACGGUAACACUCCCUCCAAGGGUGCCCAGAUUGAUGCCGAGCUGCAAGCCGAGGAUGAGCAGCGUCUGCGUGAGAAGGGCAUCAAGAAAUAA